AUGUCUGUUCCGAGUAAAUCUAUUGAUAAAAACAAACGUUAUGCUGGUGUCAAAGCAAAUGAUUAUGUAAACAAAACACGAACGAACGAAACGAGUCGAGCAACUGCUCGUGCUCAAGGAUGGGCGAACCUCGGAAAAAUCAAUAGUCGACGAAUACCACCACCGGCUAAUGUUCCAAGUUUAAAAAGUGAAACCAACGCUAACACAUCAUCCUUCGAUCCAACAGCGCCAACGAGUACUAGUCAUGGAUGGACAGCAAGUGGAAAUCAGACGCCAACAAAUCUCGCGAAUAGUUCAGCACGUCCGUUGACACCAUCGAAACAACCAACACAGCAGCAGCUCGACUCGAUACCUGCCAACGCAUCUACACCACCACCGUAUUCACAGCAACCGUCAUCGUCAUUGUCGUCCGAUCUAGAUAAACCUCGUGCACCAGCAACUUGGAGCACGGUCACAUCUGGUCACAACGCUGAUCAACCGCCGAAUUUACUUGGAUUAAAUGACUUUCCACGUUUAGUUACCCAAGAUAAUAAAACGACGAAAACACCAUCAGAUGCAUUGACGAGUUCGACGUCAUCGACAACAACACAGGGCCCGAGCUUUCGACCGGCAAAUUUAGCAUCGUGGAAAGAAGGUGGUGGACGUGUUCAGCCAGUGUCCACUGAUUCACCAAAAGAUUCUAAUGAUAAUAAUAAUAAUAAUAAUACCAAUCUCUCAACUUUGUCUAUGCAACCACAAAUCUUACCAUCCAACACGAAUUCUAAUCUACUUCAAUCACAAAUGUCAAACACGAAUAAUCCAUCCUACAUGCGGACGUAUCCAACACAACAGCAGCAACAACAACAACAGAUGUGGUCCUACAAUUCAGGCAAUUCGUAUAGUUCAUAUGGAGCAAAUCAGGCAUCGGCAUCUGUGCCAUUGCAUCAUCAUCAUCAGCAGCAGCAGCAGCAACAACAACAACAACAACGCGUGUCAUCUUUUAGUAACAACAACUCCUCGUCUCAACAACGUUUAACUACAGCAACAGAUUAUAAAACUCCAACAAUUUUGCGAAACAAAGAUAUUGAUGAUCUAUCGAAAAUUACAGCAAAUGUUACAUGGGCCAGCGCAUCUCAGGAAGUUAAUUAUGAAGAAAAAAUUCGUUUCAGUGAUGACGAAGAUAAUGAUAUCAGUGAAACUGCCAAUACAAAAUCUCGCCGAUUCAAUAAUAAUAAUUCCCAACAACAGUCUAGACAAACUUAUCCUCAAGUUCUACAGAAUAGCAAUCGUUCACCGCAUGGAAACUACUCGCAGCAACAAUCGAGUACACAUUCACGUUUGUUACAAGACGAUGAACAUGUAAAACAAAUGCAAGAUGAUAAAAACACUGAAUUGAUUAGUACAUUAACAGUAGCAAAACAAAGACGUGAUGAACAAGAACGAAAUCUUCGAGAUACGAUCCCACAACGAUCAACAAGUUCGACAACAGCACAAAAGUCGUUUGACGAACAAAAACAAGUACCUGGUUAUCAAACACGUCCUUUGUUGAGUUCGACUGCUCAAGAAAACCUACCACCAUCAGUAGCAGUAGCACAGAUGGAUUCAACAACUUCGUCGUGGGCACAAUCAUCAGCGUCUCGUCCACGUCAUGAUACUGGAGAUAGUCAAACAUUUACAAUGAAAAGUUGGUCUGAUCAAAUGGAUUCAUUUAAUUAUGCUUCACUUCACGAAAAAUCCGGUGCAGAUGGUGACGAUCAUGAUGAUACCACUGUCGGCGGUGCUAGUGGCUCAUCUGUACCACAUAAAUAUAGUCGAUCACAUAGUGAAUCUAGUUCUCAAUCUCAGCCUGAUAAUGGGCCAAGUAUCAACCGAUCAAAACAUUUUCCAAUAUCGAAUCGUAAAACACAUAAAUCAAACACAAUUUCAUCCAAAACAUCGUCAAAUGUUUCCCAUUUUAAAUCACGAGGCAAUGACGAGAUGAACUAUGUUGAAAAUAGUGAACAACAUAUGAAAUCUAAUGACCAAUGGGGCGAUUGGGAAGAUUCAAAUUAUUCAUCAACUAGUCGUUACCAACAGCAACAAUAUCCGAAUGAUCGACGUCGACAAACGCAUCAACAAUCGACGGAUGAUCUCUCUCAAAAAUCGAAUCGUUACAAUGAACAAACAAAUGAUUACAAUCGAACGAAACAAUCAGCAAAACCACGUUCGAAUGUGCCUAAUCGUCCAACAGAUUUGCCGACGACGACGACGACAACAACAACAGCAGCAAAAUCAGAAAAUAAAUCAGUGUCGAAUAGAGCUCAUCCGGCAUGGCGUGCUCUGUCACCUACAAGAGCGCCUGAUUCGAAUGAUCCAACGCCGCACGAAGUUAUUUCGCACAGAACCGAAUCGAAAACGACUGAUCUGAUUGAUCGUCGGCAAUCAGCACCCGUAGAACGUAAACCACGAUAUGCAACAACUCCAACAACAAUCAAUACAUCAUCAAUUCCUUCGUUGAUGAGUGUACGUUCUGAUGUUAUACCAACACCACUUUCACAGUCAAACCCUGCUUCGUCAUUAACAUCGAAACACUACAAAACUUCAAAUCAAUCUCAACGACAAGAUUAUAAUAGUUCAUCACAUUAUUCUCAACGCAAUGAUUUUUACAAUGAAACAAAUGAUCCCGCAUGGGGUAAUGAUGAUGAUUAUUAUGAUGAUGAGACAGGCUAUUAUGAUUCGAGUAUUCAAACACAUCAACGUCAUCAUCAAUCGAUUGGUUACCAUUCACAUACGCCUCAUCGUGGUUACACUACUCUAGGAUCGUACGGACGCUAUCGGCGCAGUGGCACACUGCGUCAUCAACAACAAUAUUCAACUUAUAAUGCGAAUAAUGCAUCAGGCACAUCAUCUUCUCAAUUGAAUACAAGUACAGGAUCGAAAACCAAGAAAACACCACCGUCUCGAACCUCACUCAGUUCGACAAAUAAAAAAACUACUGCUGAAUCAAUAGAACCAGUCUCGCUUGUUACAGAAUCAUCAAAAUCGGUUUCGGACAGUUCUGUCAAGAAGCCAUCUGCUUGGGCAACUGAAACUCAGCCACCACCCGUAGAAGAAAUUCCAAUUAUCAAAUUAGUCGAAACUCCUACUGCUAUACCAUCCAUUCUACCUGAGAAACCAGCUGAUUCAACAACCACAACUACAACAACUGAACCAGUCAAGACUGAAAUCGAACGCAAUCUUGCUGGCCAAUCUGAAUCGGAAUCAACUAAUAAAAAAUCAACUGCAGUAGUUUCUACCACACAAAAGAAACCCAGCAAUAAAGAUCAGCAAAAUUAUCAACAAGAUCAGCGCUAUCAAAACCAACAAACAUCUCGUCAUCGAACUAACUACUCACGUGCUAUGCAAGAUUAUGACGCAAUGCAAAUGACCGGUCAUAAUUAUUACGGUACCACUCGUCUAACAGCACGUGGCGGACGAAACACACAUAUACAAGAUUUAUCCACUGGUUAUUACUAUGAGCAUCCUCAACAGCGUUAUAAUAGUCGAUAUAAUUACUCCACUGAUCCUUAUUCUCAAUCACGUUCUCAAACACGUUCGAUCACUAAAACAACCAAACGUGGAGGUUUAUCUUCUGCAACUGACCGUAAACAAACGAAAUCAAAAACAGUCAGCAAUAGUAAUAACACUUCGAGUAAUCUUCACCAACAAUCUGUAAGUGACAAUGAACUAAAAGAAGGCGAAGAAUGGGAAACUGCAUCGGAAUCGAGCGGAAUCAUGCGCAGUAACCACCAAGAUGGUAGUCAACAGCCAGCAAAUAAGUCGACUGCUGCAGAUGACACAUCCGGCAAUCGAGAUCGAACACCUCCAAAGAAGAGCUUUUCCAGUCAAAGGCCAUUGAGCGCUCGUCAUAAUGAGGGUGGCAUUCAUCGUCGCACACAUAAUUUUUAUGAUCGCACUGGUAAAACAAGCCGUGGCCUUCUCAGUCAUCGUUCUGGCCGCUUAUCCGCUAACGCCAAGCAAAGUUCACCACAAAAAGCGGACGAAGAAAAUUUGACAACAAAACAAACUGGAGUAAACCGAAAAGAUCAACAUCGUCAUUCACUCGAUGGUUAUGAUUUGAAUAAUGUUGCCGGCGUUGUUAAAAUUGAAACCUUACCAGCAGGUGCACUAGAGGAAGAAAGUGCAGCAUUCGAUGAUGGUGGCGAAGAGUUCUGUGUUGUCAUGUCUAAACGAGGUCGAAAGGAACAAAAAGCUGCUCAAUUGUCUAAACAGAAUGCCAUCGAAUCACUGAGUGAACAAAUGCCGAAAUCCACAUCAAUCGACAACGAUGAACAACAAACUAAUGAGAAAUCUUCAAACGAUGACAAUCAAGGUAGUUCGACGCGCACACGAAAUGGCAAAUCUCUUCCGCCACGCUUCAAUAGUAAAUCUGCUACACGACAACAGAAUGCGAAAAAUGAACAUCAAAAUAAUUCAAUGUAUUAUUACGAUCAAAAUUACUACUAUUAUGACCAAAGCCAAUACUACGAUGACAAUUCUUAUUAUAAUUAUGGAAGUUAUAAUCAAUCUCAUCGACAAACGUCGACGCGUCGAAAGCAACGUAGUCAACAACAUCAAGAUAGUAAUGCAAUUGAUGAGCAUUCAAAUGAGAGAAAAGCUGACUCAACUGUUGCCGAUAAGACACAUUCGACACCAUCGAACGUUAUGUCCAAUAUUCAAAUGUGGGAUCCACAUACAGAUAGUACGAUGUCGAAUCCAAGUAAAUUAAUUGAAAAACCGACACAUGAUCGUAAAUUCGGAAAUGAAAUAGUUCCACCUUCAUCAUCAAAUGAUGCAUCGCUACCACUUCAUCAACGAACUGCAUCUGCACUACCUGCUCAUUCACCGGUGUCCAAAACCCACGAAACUAUUGCACGUACGAUAAAACCGCCAAGCACAGACAAUAAAUCUGAUCGCGACAAUAAAGCAAAAUCGAGUAGUUACGAAAAGAAUGAUACCAUCGCAUCAUUGGGGUCAAACCAAUUAUUUGAAAAGAAUACAUUUUUGGAUUACGAUGAUAAACAGUCAAUUGGUACAGUUGGGGAUGAUUUAAAUCAAAAGAUUAAUUCGAUCAAAACUAUAUGGGACAUAUCGGAUCAUCCAAGAUCUACUAGACAACUUGAACAGACAAUCAAUUCAAUGGUCGCUAUGAAACAACAGCAACAAAAGGAAAAUACUAUUCAAGCAACUAGUUCAGCGAAAGCAGAUAAUUACGUACCCGAACCGAUUCCGACAUCAUCGGCGAAUAUAUCUGGUUCCAAUACAAAUGUUCCUUCAUCGGUGAAAGAUGAAACACAUAGUAAAAAUCCAGUCCCAGUUACUAGUCUACAAUCAGCUGGAUCCUCGUCCACAAUGAAUCAAUCUGGCGCAUAUUCAUCCAUGAGCGGCUCGAAUAAAAAUGAGCAAAAGAAUAUUUGUACUGUUAAACCCACUCAACAAGUACCACCCAACAUUCAAGAUCAAGUCGAUGUUGGCAGCUAUCCAGUCUUUCCGCCUCCUGCUCUACAACCAACAAUGUCUCAAGCGUCCUUGCAGCAACAUCUUCUUCCGCAAUCGCAAAUGAAUCCCUUGCACCAACAACCUUCAUAUCCGUUCUACGAAGGCCUACUACCACCACCUCAGCAACAACCACCACAACAACAGCAACCAUUCAAUCGAAUCUAUUCAUCAAACACAAAUACUACCAGUACAGACCCGAUGACUUCAGAUUUUUCGGGUAUUCAAUCCUCGCAAAUCUAUCCUCCACAAAAUUUUCCUUAUCGAAAUACAAAUUUGUAUAUGCAACCACCGCCGAACGUACCUAACACCAACUCUAUGUAUCAUCAUACUUCUCAAGGUUCAAUGUCUGCCCCACCACAAAAUAAUGCUUUGCCGCCACCACCACCACCACCAAUGUCUAGUUAUCCAUCACCUUUUCUAGUCGAUCAUGGUGCUCAUAUGCUUGGUCAAGCACAACCACCGCCUCCGCCACAAGGAUACAUGAACAAUCAGAUGAUGUCCGGACGACCACAGGGUGGUCCAUUCUAUCGAACGCCACCACCGCCGCCACAACAAAUACAAACUCCUCCUGGAGGACCAUACGGUUCGCAAGAUCCAUUGGCACAUGGCGGAUACUAUACACCAUUCUUUCCACCACCGAACUCAAACGGUCCUCCUGGUCAUCCAACAACUCAUAAUUUAUAUGGCCAAAACGAUGGAUUUCAUCCACCUCAUCCUCCAAUGUUUAAUCGUGGUGGCUCAAUUGAUCGUGGCGACCAUCCCUUGAUGUCUCAACCGUUAUCUCGUCAAACAAAUUAUCCUUCUACCUCAUCAAAUCAACAACCGCCAGGUCCACCACCAUCUUUGCUAUCUCAAAACAUAAAGCCACCACUAUUUACUAAUCAGCAACAAACAUCGUCAUCCAAUCAGCUUCCAUUCUAUCCUCCGCCGCCAAAUCAAUUCAACCGACAAGGAGUACCUAUCAGUGGAAUGAACUCAGCAAACAAUCGCCCACAAAAUCAACAAGUACGAAGUUUAACGACUGGCUUAUCUAAGAACUUACCAAAUAAUGGUAACGAUAUGACAAAUACUCAACCGCUAUUUUCCCAACCUCAACCACUGUUCCCACAGCGUCAACCAUUAUUACCCCCACAAUCGAACAACAAUCGUCCUUCAUAUCCACAUCAUCCGCAAUAUUCAAACUAUUCAAAACCAGCUGGUCCGAAUGAUGAUACUAUGAAGCAGAAACACAUAUAA
This is a messenger RNA of Adineta ricciae, 6732 nucleotides long. NCBI's taxonomy places the organism in Eukaryota, Metazoa, Rotifera, Eurotatoria, Adinetida, Adinetidae. The record is from the annotation of a GenBank genome assembly.